UUUUUCUUUCAACUGAAACCAAAACAUCACCAAUUGUGUUUUCCUUUCCCUUGGUCUCUUAAUUGUUUCACUUAAAUUGUUUCUAAUUUAUUUAAUUCCAUUCAAGUAUAGAGUAAUAUCAAUCUUCCAGUAAUUGACAAUCACAAAUUAAUGGUAAGAAAUUAAGAAAAAGCAAAUCAACCGAUGAUAAACAUCAUAUGUUUUCCUAUUUAUUUACAACCUUGAAGCUGACAUCCCGGACAUCAUCUGAUUGAGUUACACUGAUUGGUAAACAUAACAAUGUCUUCAAUUAAAUAUCUCGGUAAAUUGCGGUUAACCAUUAAUUUGGGUAAUCUAUUGUCUCCAAGAAAGAUCUCACCAUCAAUUAUUACAUCUUCUCCAUCAUCAUUAUCAUUUUCUUCAUCAUCCUCAUCACAACAACAACAAUCACCACCUUGUUGUUCAUCUAAAAUAUCAUCAUCGCCAUCUUUAACUUUACCAUCACAAGUUUCAUUAUCUUCCCAUCUUCAUCAUUCUCACCAAUAUCCAACUAUAAUUGUCACCGGUCAGUGUCUACAAUCAAUAUUCCGAUGAACGAUUUAAGUUCUGAUGAAGAAAUUACUCAAUUGUCUAGUUUAGCAGUUUCGCCAGAUCUUACCAAUCGUUAUAUCAGUUACAAGAGACACUUUAAGAAUAAAAUCAAAGAAAACAAUAUCGAUCCGAACGGAGUAUUUGCUAACAAUGAACUGGAUCUAUCGGAAAUUAAGGUUUACGGUUUCGAUUAUGAUUAUACUUUGGCUGUUUAUAAAGAAUCUCUUCAUUAUUUAAUCUACAAUUUAGGACGUGAUGUGUUAAUUAGCAAAUACAAAUAUCCAAAGGAAUCAAAUCGUUAUUAUAUUCCCGAUUUUGCAAUUCGAGGCCUUCAUUAUGAUAUUGAACACGGACUUUUGACUAAGAUCGACUCGUUUCAUCAAAUUCAACUUGGAUGUGUAUACAGAGGAUUCAGCCCUUUAUCCGAUGAAGAAGUGACCCAAAUAUAUGGUGGUUGUUACAUCUCCCAGUCAUUGAUUAAACCUGAAGAUGAUCAUCCAAAGAUGAAACAAUUAAAUGAUCUCUUCUCUGUGCCAGAAAUUUGUUUACUUGCAAAUGUAACUGAAUAUUUUAUCAGGAAUAAUAUUCCCUAUUGUCCAGAGAUACUUUUCUAUGAUGUUCAAUCGGCUGUGCAAAGUAUUCACCCUGUGAUGCAUCAAAUGCUUGAUCGUGAUAGAAUCGGUGAUUAUUUAGAAAAGCGACCUGAACUUACAGAAUUUCUUACUCGACUUCGAGUUGCCAAAAAGAAAAUGUUCCUAAUCACAAACAGUCCUUUCGAUUUUGUAGACUGUGGCAUGAGAUUUAUGAUUGGUAACAAUUGGACAGAUUUAUUUGACAUUAUUAUUGUUCGAGCUCGAAAGCCAAAGUUUUUCAAUCAAGCUCAUAGACCUUUCAGAAGUUAUCAACCUGAUACUGAUUCACAUACAUGGGAAGAGGUGACUCGUUUUGAAAAGGGUAAAGUUUACAUGGAAGGGACAGUGAAAAAGUUACUCGAACUGACCGGUUGGCAUGGUAAUAAUAUCCUUUAUUUUGGUGAUCAAAUUUACGCUGAUUUAGCUGAUUUAACUCUUUUCCAUGGUUGGAGAACCGGAGCUGUAAUUGGUGAACUUGAGAAUGAGAUUAAUAUUCUGAAUUCUGAGGAGUUUUCAGAGGCAAUCAGUGAAUUACAAGCAAUCCAAUUGCUGAUCGAUGAACGUCAAAGAGACACAUGCAUCUUAAAGUCACCUCUCCAUGCCGAAGAUUUGUUACAAUAUUUAUUUCGAGAUCGAGAAGUUCUCAGAUUGAAAUCGAAAAGUUUAUUCAACCCACAAUUCGGAAGCAUAUUUAGGACACAUCAUAAUCCGUCCUACUUUUCCCGUCGACUUUUCCGUUACAGUGACAUUUAUAUGUCACAUAUUACGAACUUGCUGAACUAUUCAGUUAAUCACAUUUUCUGCCCUCGAAGGGGAUCAUUACCCCAUGAAAAGAUGUCCCCAGUUAUCAAAGUUCGGGAAAUUCAAUAUUAAUCGGCAAGGAAAACCCUGUGGUUUACUAAUUGCUGAUGAUUAGAAAUCAAGAUUAUGGAAAUUAAAAAGAAGCAUGAAAAUCAACUCAAUCAUGACUAUGGAAUCAAUUGAGAUCUAAAUCAGAGUUAAUUGUUCACUUGCAGCUCAACAACCAAUUUGGACAGAAUCAUCUAGAUCAGUCAUUUAAUUAAUCACAGUAAUUAACCGCUCCAAUCUUUAACCAACAAUUUAUCUUUAUCAUUUGUUGAAUAGACAUUUAGAUUUAAUGAUUAAUUAAUUGUAGCGAUUAAGAAUUAAAAAGGAAUCUCAAUUUCUUUGGCUUAGCUCUCUAAACAAUUUACAUGACUAAUUAAUCCUGAUUUAAUAAAUCUCAAUUGAUUCACAAUUAUCGUGAUGAAAAAAAACAAAAUUCAAAGAAAAACAAAUUGCUCAUCUAAUUAAAUUAAUUAUCGUCAAUACAAAACCAAGAAACCUGAAUAGAAACAAUCAAAGGAUAUUAAUUGUUACAGUUUUUAUUUGAAAGUCUAAUCAUAAUUACAGAGCUUAUAAUUGUAAUUAAAUUAAAAUGUAUCUCUAAAUUGUUUCAAAUCAAAACUACGAUGGUCAGUUUUCACUUUAAACUAGACAAUCAACUUGAAGGAUAAAUA
Messenger RNA from Panonychus citri (citrus red mite), 2722 nucleotides. RefSeq names its product 5'-nucleotidase domain-containing protein 3-like. Gene Ontology annotation, molecular function: 5'-nucleotidase activity. NCBI's taxonomy places the organism in Eukaryota, Metazoa, Arthropoda, Arachnida, Trombidiformes, Tetranychidae. The record is from RefSeq and is a predicted model, not a curated record.